AUAGCCCAUAAUCAAAGUGGGGGUGGGUGGGGCAGAAAUCGAGCUCCCGCUAUUGGAAGAAGGGGUAUUUAGAUAUAUUAUUUAGAAUUUUCCUGUGAGGCGGGUCCUGUGGCCAGACUGAAACGGUGGAAUGGGGGCGGGGAUUGGCGAGCAAAGUGACUCGACCCGGCAAACCCAGCCUGGCAGGAAAGCCCGAGGUCUGGGCGAACAGGGCCGCGCGCCCUAGGUGGUUUAACUUCGUAAGGAAAGACUCCGCAGGCCGGCUCUUCAGUGCGCAGCUUGCUCGCCUGCGGGUUACUGGGUUUUCUGACCCCUGACUCGAAGUAGGGGUUAUGGGGCUGUGGGGCUGCCGACCUCGUCCCCGACUGUAUUGGGCGUUGGCGGCGAGUCCGCGAACACUGCGCAUGCGCGAGCCGGAAGCUGCCGCCCGCGGCGGAAGGGGCGGACCCGGGAGACUGACGACUUGGAUUGCUUAAGGACGCUAGGCGGGCGCGACAGCCUUCAGCCUCUCCCUCUGCAGUUUUGGCCGGUUCCUUUAACUUGCGUUCAUUUGGGGCUGUUUGGUGUUUCCACGUGCCUUGGGCCCGCCCACUGCAGCCGCCAUCUUGGAAGCGGACGCCGGCGCCUAGAUUGAGCAUUUCCACAGAAAUUACAGUUUUGUCCUUUUUGAAAAAAUAGAACUGUGUUUCAGAAAAAAGAAACUACAGUUUUAGCAUGCAGAAAGGAAAAGGGAGAACAAGCCGGAUCAGAAGACGAAAACUCUGCAGAAGUUCUGAAUCAAGAGGAGUGAAUGAGAGCCACAAGUCUGAAUUUAUAGAGCUGAGGAAGUGGCUGAAAGCUAGGAAGUUUCAAGAUUCAAACUUAGCACCUGCAUGUUUUCCAGGUACAGGAAGAGGGCUGAUGAGUCAAACAUCCCUGCAGGAGGGACAGAUGAUCAUUUCGUUGCCUGAGAGUUGCCUGCUCACCACGGACACAGUGAUUCGAAGCUACUUAGGGGCAUACAUUACUAAGUGGAAGCCUCCUCCAUCUCCUCUGCUGGCGCUGUGCACCUUUUUAGUUUCAGAAAAGCAUGCUGGGCGCCGAUCUCUUUGGAAGCCUUACCUGGAGAUUUUACCCAAGGCGUAUACCUGCCCUGUUUGUUUGGAGCCGGAAGUGGUGAACCUUCUUCCCAAAUCUUUAAAAGCAAAGGCUGAAGAGCAGAGAGCCCACGUGCAGGAGUUCUUUGCUUCCUCCAGAGACUUUUUCUCUUCUCUGCAGCCUCUGUUUGCGGAGGCUGUUGACAGCAUCUUCAGCUACAGUGCCCUGCUGUGGGCUUGGUGCACCGUCAACACCAGAGCCGUGUACCUGAGGCCCAGGCAGCGGGAAUGCCUUUCUGCGGAGCCGGACACCUGUGCACUCGCUCCGUACCUGGACCUGCUGAAUCAUAGCCCACAUGUCCAGGUAAAAGCAGCAUUUAAUGAAGAAACUCACUCUUACGAAAUUAGAACGACUUCACGUUGGAGAAAGCAUGAAGAGGUGUUCAUCUGUUACGGCCCUCACGAUAAUCAACGGCUGUUCCUGGAAUACGGAUUUGUUUCCGUCCAUAAUCCUCAUGCUUGUGUUUAUGUCUCAAGAGAAAUACUUGUUAAAUAUCUUCCAUCAACAGAUAAACAGAUGGACAAAAAGAUUUCUAUUUUAAAGGAUCAUGGCUAUAUAGAAAAUUUGACAUUUGGAUGGGAUGGACCAUCUUGGAGGCUACUCACAGCCCUUAAGUUGUUAUGUCUGGAAGCUGAGAAAUUUACAUGCUGGAAAAAAGUACUUCUUGGGGAGGUAAUUUCAGAUACGAAUGAGAAGACAACUUUGGACAUAGCCCAGAAAAUAUGCUAUUAUUUCAUAGAAGAGACUAAUGCUGUGCUUCAAAAGGUGUCUCAUAUGAAGGAUGAAAAAGAGGCCCUGUUAAACCAGCUAACUUUGGUGGAAUCCUUGUGGACGGAAGAGCUAAAGAUUCUCAGGGCAUCUGCUGAGACCCUGCACAGUUUGCAAACAGCUUUUACCUGAUUUCACCGAAGCGCAUUUGGUCACCUCCUCUGAAACAAAAGUUAAUUUUGAAGAGCGUCAUCGUGGGCUGGGGUGGUGGCUGCCCCCAGGACAUGCAGGAUUUCUGCAGGGGGCAGCACAGGUUCUGGGAUUGUGAGGCUGUGAGUGAAGGUGAACAAGCUGUCUGGAUGGCAGGUCUAAUGCUCUUCUGAAUAAAGUGCUGAACUGUGAGGAGAGAGGCGGACUGUGAGGCAGCCAGGAGCCAGCUGCGUCCGUGUGUGGUCUGUCACCACGGGGCCUGCUUCUUAUCUGACACAGCAGCUAUCAGAGUCCAGUGGUUGUGCUUUUAAGAUGCUCUGAUACCAUUCGGUUAAGGGGCAGAUUGGCGGUGGGUGUGGGGCAGUGUGAGGUAGUCCUGGGUCCCCGCCAGGGUGGCCCAGCCGCCAGCCCUUCCCUGUGUGGCUGCACUGAGGUGGGUGUUGAAGAGCCCCCUAGGGGACACACGGCUUCCGGGAGGAGGGAAUGUCCUCUAAGCAUGCUCCUGGCCUCUCAAGGUGGCACUUGUCUCAUUAUUCACUUGGGAAGAAUGACUGGCUCAGCCAGCGGCUCUUUCUGCUUUGUUCUGGCGACUUUCCUGGGCAGGCCUUUCCACCUGGGGAGCUGGCUCAUCCUGCACAGCUGGGCCGUGGUGGGCCUGUCUGCUUGAUUCUGGGGUUCAGUGUAGGUCAGCUGAUGGCAAACCAUGGUGGUGGUUUGGCCUCUGUUCUUAUUCUUGAGUUUUGAUACCGCGCAGACCUUGGGUGGGGAGAGCUUCCUGCAGAGCUCUCAGCGGCCUGUGGCCUUGGGACUGCCUGCGUAAGUAACGGAGGGGCUGCUGGUCCUGUUCAGGCCCGUGCUGGGAAUGCCGCUUAGACAACGUUGCCCAGAGUCCUGUUUACCCUCCCAGGGUUCAUUCUUCCCAAGAACUCAAAUUCCUUUCUCAUUGGAGCCUAGUGAAACCAAAUGAACGGGGCCUGCUGGCCUCAGGAGGCAGGCAGAGUUUAAAAUAAAACUUUCUCAUGAUUUCUUGAA
This is a messenger RNA of Gorilla gorilla gorilla (western lowland gorilla), 3087 nucleotides long. It is a transcript of the gene SETD4, whose product is annotated as SET domain containing 4. NCBI's taxonomy places the organism in Eukaryota, Metazoa, Chordata, Mammalia, Primates, Hominidae. The record is from RefSeq and is a predicted model, not a curated record. The transcript has 12 exons. Gene Ontology annotation, molecular function: protein binding; protein-lysine N-methyltransferase activity. Gene Ontology annotation, biological process: peptidyl-lysine monomethylation; peptidyl-lysine trimethylation. Bases 715 to 2037 code for a protein of 440 amino acids.